GCACGCUCGCGUUCCAACUUCCAAGCUGCAACGAACUCCCUCCCUCCCUCCCUCGGCUGUAUCGCCACUGCUCCUAUCCCUUUUCGGCUACCUAGGUAGCCUGCCUGCCCGCGAUGCUGCUCGCGCGCAGCCUCCGCUCCCGCCCCCGCCCGCCGCUCGCGUCGGCGUCGGCGGCCGCGGCGGAGGCGGAGCGGGCGGUACGAGACGGGCCCCGGAACGACUGGAGCCGGCCCGAGAUCCAGGCCAUCUACGACUCCCCUCUCCUCGACCUCCUCUUCCACGGGGCUCAGGUUCAUAGGAGUGUUCACAAAUUUAGAGAAGUGCAGCAAUGCACGCUUCUUUCAAUAAAAACUGGUGGAUGCAGUGAAGAUUGUUCAUACUGCCCUCAGUCCUCAAGAUACAAUACUGGAUUGAAGGCCCAAAAAUUAAUGAACAAAGAUGCUGUCUUAGAAGCAGCAAGAAAGGCAAAAGAUGCUGGGAGCACCCGAUUUUGCAUGGGAGCCGCAUGGAGAGAAACCAUCGGCAGGAAAACAAAUUUCAGCCAGAUUCUUGAAUAUGUCAAGGAAAUAAGGGGUAUGGGGAUGGAGGUAUGUUGCACGCUGGGCAUGAUAGAGAAACAACAAGCCAAAGAACUCAAGAAGGCUGGUCUUACAGCAUAUAAUCAUAACCUAGAUACAUCAAGAGAGUAUUAUCCCAACAUUAUUACCACAAGAUCAUACGAUAAUAGACUGCAGACUCUUCAGCAUGUCCGUGAAGCUGGAAUAAGCAUCUGCUCAGGUGGAAUAAUUGGUCUUGGGGAAGCAGAGGAGGACCGUGUAGGGUUGUUGCAUACACUAGCCACCUUGCCUGCACACCCAGAGAGUGUUCCUAUUAAUGCAUUGGUUGCUGUAAAAGGCACACCUCUUGAGGAUCAGAAGCCUGUAGAGAUCUGGGAAAUGAUCCGUAUGAUUGCGACUGCUCGAAUUGUGAUGCCAAAGGCAAUGGUGAGGCUUUCAGCAGGCCGAGUACGGUUUUCCAUACCAGAACAAGCGCUGUGCUUCCUUGCUGGGGCCAACUCCAUCUUUGCUGGUGAGAAACUUCUGACGACUGCGAAUAACAACUUUGAUGCUGACCAGACGAUGUUCAAGAUCCUUGGUCUGAUUCCCAAGGCUCCAAGCUUUGGCGACGAAGAGGUGGCGGCUCCUGCAAACACAGAAGGAUGUGAGGAAGCCGCUUCAAUGUAAAACAUCGAAAACCAUUCUUGAUAUUUCAUUUGGUGCAAAGCUACCGCACUAUCUCCAGCUAGAGCAUUGCAUUGUAGAAACCACUGUAAUUUGUAGUCACUUUAGAUUGAUUACAAAUAAAAUAGGGUGUUCUCUGAAUCACCUUUCCUGGAAUGGCAUUGUAUGAUGUAUUCAGCUUC
Phragmites australis (common reed) is the source of this 1402-nucleotide messenger RNA. Its product is annotated as biotin synthase, mitochondrial-like. Gene Ontology annotation, biological process: biotin biosynthetic process. The coding region runs from base 114 to 1223 and encodes 369 amino acids. The transcript has 6 exons. Gene Ontology annotation, molecular function: biotin synthase activity; 2 iron, 2 sulfur cluster binding. Gene Ontology annotation, cellular component: mitochondrion. The record is from RefSeq and is a predicted model, not a curated record. NCBI's taxonomy places the organism in Eukaryota, Viridiplantae, Streptophyta, Magnoliopsida, Poales, Poaceae.